Messenger RNA from Fusarium sp. VM40, 9486 nucleotides. NCBI's taxonomy places the organism in Eukaryota, Fungi, Ascomycota, Sordariomycetes, Hypocreales, Nectriaceae. The record is from the annotation of a GenBank genome assembly.
AUGCCUGCUGUAAGGCCCGUCGGUCGGCCGUAUUCGAGUCAGAACGGCGCACCGGCCGCGUCUUCUUUUAAGCCUCCAACAGCUGUGAGAGGCGAGUAUGAACCUCUCUCUCUCAACGAUGCUCUGUAUAAUCAUCUCGUUUUACCCCCCCAGCUUCCCCAUCGUCAAGACUCCAACUUGAUCGAAAUCGAGAAUGCUGUUACCGACCGGCUUCUAGCCUCUGUAAAGCAUCUUCGAGAUCUUCCCAACAACGACCUGAGCUACAUAUGGGCCUCGGUUGAGCGUGGUCUCCUCGCCACCAAGAGCGUCCACUCUGGAGGACAUGUCGACAGAACCUCGCUUGUGCGAGAACUGAACGACAUUUUUGGAGAGUCCGACUUCCUUGUGGUCUACGUACGAAGUCAGAAUUGUGCUUUGUACAUCCGGCGGUCUCAAGAUCCUGUCCUUGGUGCCUCAGUCGUGUUCGAGGCUUUCGAAACCUCCGCCCGCAACGAGGAUGUUUUAGCAACCGAUAACGCUCUCCAGUGGGAUUUCCCCGGCUGCGCGGUGGCUGUUCCCUUGCAGACAUACCGUGACGAUGGUUUCAUUUCGACACUUGCCAAUUUCCUUGAUAACGCUUCUAGAGAAUCACUCACAGAUUUCUCCGCUCACGCACUGAAAGCUGGCACUUCGAUGCCUGAGUACCGAAACACAUCGGAGCCCGCUCUUGUGUCUUCUAUGCUUAUAGCUAUACUUCAACAAAACGGUCGCCGCCUUGCACCAACCCUAUUGCAGAAGAUGGUACGGGACGACGUCUGUUGGAAGAAUGCCGAGAAGCCGUGGAAACGACUCCCGUAUUGGCUCGUCUUACGCGUGGCCAUCUCCCGAUACUUGUCCCAGCGCCUCGGAGGGGAAAUUGGACGUGUAGAAUACAAGUUUCUGUUGGGACACCUUUUCAGCGAAUUUCUGACACAUGUUCAACAUUCCGGGAUCCGCAUCGAUCGACUGGACUUCCUCAAGAAGAAGAUUUGCAGGCGCCUGGUCAAACUAGAUGUCGAUAAUGACCGAUCGCAAAAUUGCCAAGUCACGGACAGGAUCGGGUAUCUGUUUCUUGGUCUCGGCCCUGGAAUCCAGAACUCGGUCUCCAAAGCAGCCCUCUUCAUCGAGGCUUCAUGGAAGCGGCAGAAGCUUGCCAUGACCAAAUUAAUUCCCCCGCUUCCGAAACAAGCUGCUUUUGAAGAUAUGAAGCUUGAUCUCAAGAUUAGCGGGCAAACAUUGCACAAGAUCUGGCAAGGUUAUUCUCGACCCGUCAAAUUCAAUUUGGGUCAGCAGAACUCCGUGAGCGUUGCGGAAGCUGCCAAGCAACACUUAAUGUCGUUCGCCCUCGAACACUUCAAGUUGAUCAAAAAGGAGAUGACUCAAAACGCGUUCUGCGACGAAGCCAGCUACUCGCCACGAUCAGUUAUCGAGAAAGCGAGUUGCCUAGUCAACAACUACCUUGCACAGGCUUCUGGGGCUUACCAAAAUAUCCCUGAGCUCAAGAGCACCUUGAUUUUGAACGUCAUGGAUCUUUGGGUCAGUAUGGACAAGGCAAUCUGCAGCCUCUACCCUAUACUAGGAGAGUUCCAUCCCAUUUUCCGACCUGAGAUGCUGGAUGUUCUGCUUCUCUCAACAGUUAAUGAAAUGAAGAGACUCCAGAAGAUUCAGUUUUACUUACAAGAUCGCAUUGCUGCCUGCGAAGGCCCAGUCAGUAUCUUUGAUGAUCCUGUCCGCGGAUCAUUUGGCCAUCGAGUCUACGACUCCUCAGAAAUGUCGGAUGAGAUGAAAGACUUACAUGAGUCGAUUGAGAGAUGGGCAACUAACUUGCGCAAUGCAAAAGAACAGGAAUGGAAAACAAAAUCGCAAGAGUAUACAAGACUCUCCAAAAGCAUUGAUGAAAGUACUUGUGUCUACCAGGUCGACGACAACAACCCGCUUGCACCUGGCUAUCAUGACCCUGAUUGCCGCCGAUGCUACUUGAAGCGACAGCUGGCAAGGAUCCGCAUCCAAGCUUAUGAACAUCCUCUUCCAUCUGAUCCGUUUGUUGCCAAGUCUGUAAUUUUUGAACUUGUCUGUCCUCAGACCUUGGCGACAUACCGGGAUGUGACUUGGUCCAUCAUCGCGUGCCUAGCUCUUCAGGGGGAAGAAGGUAUCGACCCGAAAUGCUGGCUGUUCUUUGGCAUCUGUUACGAAGCCCUUACCUCGCCCUUUUCCCAAAUCGCUAAAGACACUACCUUUUUCAAGAACUCGUAUGGCCCCUCUUCAUACGAAACCAUGGCAACAGCAUCCAGAUGCCCUCAAGGCAUCAAUGUUCAUGAGUUUCUCGCAUUCCAGACUAUUGCUUCUGGGAAGUCGAGGCGCUGGUUAUCUAUUCUCACUGAACUAGCCUCCGCCAAUCUAAACUUCUCGAACGAGGCAACCAUGUUGCUUUUGAGCCACCUAGCUCUCCAGUGCGGUCCUUUGGACAGUUCAGGGAGCGUUUUCAGGCUCAUUCAUGAAGCUUUCCGCGAUCACAGCUUCUGCGGAAAACUUCUUCAGCAACUAUCGCACCGAUUGGACAGUCUAUUUGCAAAUUGGAGAGAGACCUAUCUCAUGGAAACAGUCAUUACCCUUACACUACGUCUGCUAGACUUCUCGUGGGCUUCUGGUUUUCAGGACAUAUCGGAAGAGGCGAUGUCUUUGUUGUUGCGAGUUAGGAAUGCCUGUGUGCGCUGGUUCAAGCUCCUACGUACGGAGUCGUACAAGGUCAAUGAUGCUGAAGCCGCACAACGGUUUCAACAGUACUCUCUAUGGGCUGCCCUUUUAUGCAAGCGAACUUUCACACCUCUAACGUACGGUCCCCUGGAAUUAGACGACUGUGCUCUCGAAACCUACAUCCAGAGCAGUAUCAUGUUGAACGACAAUCUCGUGGUCAAAUUGGAAGCCCUGCCCCAACUUCUACAACAUGCCAUCAUACGAGAUAUUCGGCUCUCCUACAAACUAGCACACCUCAUUUCAGAAUCUGUCCUUCGAAAUCCCGAGGCUUUCCGUCUUUCACUUCGAGAGAUGUGGCCUGAAGAAGAAGGGUGUCCAAGGACUUUCUACCAGAUACAGCUAGAACCAGAUGCCCUUCACUGGAUUUCAUGCCGAUCGAAAGCAGCUGAGGAUGCAAACGAGCAAACUGUGUUCUACAACUGCGUACAGGGAGUUCUACUGGUUGACGGUCGACCCAUUGGCAAGCUUCCGGAAGACCCCAAACAGUCACUGGUUUUGAACGAACUUUUCGGGAACCAGUCACUUCUAACAUAUCCUUCAGCUCGCCCAGCAAUGCAGUAUGUGCUCUGCUCUGACCUACCAGGUCCAUUACUAGAUGACUGUUUCCACUGGUUGAACCUGCGAAAUGGAGAGGUUCUGAUCGCCAGAAGAGACAGACCUUGGCCGGAUGAUAAUUUCAGAUGGUACACUCUAAGCCUCAAAGACUCAACAUGUGCAAGGCCACGUGUGUACAAAGGCUUUCCUACAAAGGAUUAUGUUAUCAACACAUACAGCCCCUUGUUCAACCGCGUGACGCGCAUUCUUGACUCGUUCGAGGAUCGCGACAAGAUUGUUGUUUACCAACCAGGUGGAAAUCGAAACCUCACUGUAGAGCUCAAACGGCUCAACAUAUUAUUCUACACCAACAAAAACCGCCUUCUCGAGUCGCCUCAGUUGCAAUGUCAGAUUGAUAUAAAUCAGGAUGCAGGCACUUGGUACGGCCUACGUAGCAAGCUGGUAUGCACUAGCCUUACCAACCCGAUGCACAGAUUCAUAUUGGUCCCAUUGGGUACCCCGAGUGCUCAAUCAGAAGGUUGUCAUGUCGUGAUACGAAUUCGACCAGAUGGGAAAUAUGGAAGAUUCAGCAUCAACACAACACUGGGGAGAAUUGACUGUGCACCAGAACCUACUCUCGUAUUUAUGAAAGCUCUUCUGCAUGCUUCCACCUCUUUCCUUUUGCCCGAUCCUUUGACUGGCCGCACCGGAACUGAAGAAGCUAUCCAAUGGCUGCAAGCGGGCAUAUCACAGCCAUGGUCGCCCCUUACUCCGCCUUCCAUUCAGGUGUUGCAAAAAAUUGCCCAACUAACACCUCGCAGGGUCUACUAUCCAACUGACCUCAAAGUGAUGCGUACAGACUACUGGAUCGAAUCACUACCUGUGAGGCUCCAGAGCUCCGAAUUCAGACCCAUAGUAGACCAGAUCUUACAAGAGUCCACUACGUUGGCAACCUUUGCAACCAAAGAUCAGAUUGCUGUCGAACAGCCCCAAUUACCCUCGCCGGGAGAGUCACAUCUCCAUGCACGAGUCAUGUUUCGGCAAAAUGCCGUUGAAAGACACUUGGUUGACAGGCUGUGCGCGGCAAGACGCAUCCCCCAGAAGUACAUUCCCCGGGAUCGCCCUUCAGUUACGAACAUUAUGCAUCGCAAUGUACUCGAAGUGGCACAGCUGAUACGCAAAUGGCCACAGGGAUUCAAGACCACUGAUUGCCUCGCUCAGCUUUUGUCACAGGGCAGCACUGUCGGUGGAUUCUUGGUGCCGUUUGAAGCGACAUCCCUGAAUGAGAAAUUGAAGGUUAAUGUUCUUCAAUGUUGGGGAUCACUCAUCCGGUUCGCCCGAGAGACCACAGACCGCUAUAAGCUUAUGUAUCUAUUUGGGCCGAUGUCCUUUAACUUAGAUGCUAACAUGCCGCUUCUGCGAACCUUGAUUGCCUCUGCAGUUUUUGGGGAAAUGAAGGAGCUUGAUCUACCCCAGUGGGAUGAGUUUGAUCACUUUCAAUCUAACCAGGCACCACAGCUCGAUUAUCUUAUUCAGCUUCUCAAGCCCCAUAGAGUUGCUCCGCCGGAAGACGAUGCGAUGGGUUUGGGCCAGUACUCGAGCGGCAAACUUUUGCGCAAGCUCCAAAUUGAACGAGCCAAGCACGAAUCUAAGGUUGAAGAAGAUUGCAAAUUCCUGGCGAAUCAUCUUCUGAGCCAGUGGCCUUGUUUAGAACCCAAUGUCAGUGGUUUGUCACGAUCUUUGCUAGUUGAUAUCGGCCCUGCUUUGGAAGUUAUCCGUCCAGAGUGGAAACGUCUCUUCAUGAAUAGGGAUUUGGCUGAACAUCUCAAUAACUUCCAAGCAAUUCUUGACCGUCGCACCUUGGAGGAUCGAUACGAACCACCCCCAGUUCCGACUUCUGAAGAGGUCUUUGCAGUAAGGAUUCGAGGGGGUGAAAUUAUCGACUUACGUCAACUCCUGGCAAAGCCCUAUAGCACUCUCAAAACUACUGUGGCCAAGCAACAAACUCCAGUAAACAGCUCAACCGACCGACCGUUCUUGAGCACAAGCGACUUCCCGCAAGGGUUUGCCAACUUCACUAAUUCUCACUGGACUGGGGUUUCGAAACGUGAUUCUGCAUUGCUACCUACAAGCAGAGAUGUGACAGAGUCUGUGAUGAAGUUGGACUCAAUUGCACAGCGUCUUGGGAAAUCUAAAUCGGCAGUCAGAGAGCGAUACGCCAAAGACUUCCAGAAGAGCUUGGCCGCAUUCCAGCGUCUCGAUAGUUCGCAAAACCUCAAAAGUCCCAUGAAGAUGCGGGACUCCGAAGUCAAACUCAGUUCUGAGGUCGUUAAGAAUGGCUUUAUGGCAAUUUGUUCAGCUCUUGAUACCCCAAAUUCAACAGUGUGUUCACGGCAAAGGAUACUCUGGCUUAAAGCUGGAGACUUGUGGCCGAUCGUCACGAAGGCCACAUUGCUUUCUUCCCUUGGCUCCGUGGCAUCCACGACACAAGGCUCUGGUUUUGGAAGUGGAAUGCGAAAGGCCAUUUUGGGAAUGGGUGUUGAUAUCACCAAGUACCAGAGAGAGGUUCGACUUCACGAUCUGGCAUUGAAGAAGGCACCAGGGAGGUAUCACGAGGAAGAAUCCAACAAGGGGCACUCAAACUGGAGCCCAGAAGAGUAUCCAGAUUGGCUGCUACUUGAGAUUGAGUCGAACAUGAUGAUUCGGCCAGUUCAGAUCGACGUGGCGUUGGCUACUAUCUCUCCUUUGUCUGGAUCGAACUCUGUACUACAGAUGAACAUGGGUCAAGGCAAGACCUCUUGUAUCAUCCCCAUGGCGGCAGCAGCGCUUGCUAACAAGAAACAACUUGUGCGAGUCAUUGUGCCAAAAGCUCUUCUCCAACAGACAGCUCAGCUACUGCAAGCCAGACUUGGGGGAAUUUUGGGACGUGGUAUCCGGCAUGUACCUUUCUCGCGCAGAACUCCGACUACUGAGAAGAACAUUAGAGCAUAUCACUCUAUUCAUAGGCAAAUGCUCAAGUCUGCAGGCAUCAUGAUAUGUCAGCCUGAACAUCAUAUGUCUUUUAUGCUUAGCGGCCGACAACGGCUUUUGGACGAACAACCCGCGCAAGCAGGUCCAAUGAUCAAAGUCCAGGAGUGGCUCACGCGGGUUUCACGAGAUAUCUUGGAUGAGUCAGAUUAUACUCUGGCAGUGAGAACCCAGCUUAUCUACCCCUCUGGAUCUCAAACGACGGUCGAUGGGCACCCACACCGAUGGCUUGUUGCCGAGGCUGUUUUGCGAUUAGUUGAUAGUCAUUUAUAUGAUUUAUCCCAUGUUUUCCCUCAUUCUAUCAGUGUCAUUCGUCGUAAGGGUGGCGGAUUUCCCUUUGUUUUCUUCCUUCGACAGGAUGUUGAAGACGAGCUGGUAAGCAGGCUCACGGCAGACAUAUGUCAUGGCGCUGGCGGGAUCUUGCCAAUGACCGAACAGGCUAUGGCGACAAAAGACAGAGUUGCUGUUAAGGAUUUCAUUUCCUCGGCAAGGCCCAGAUCUUCAAGUAUCAGCCACAUUCGAACUUUCUCGCCAGACAAACCCAGCUUAAGGCAAACGAUUUAUCUGCUUCGCGGUCUUCUUGUCAACCGCAUAUUGAUGAUGACCCUCAAGAAACGUUGGAACGUUGAAUACGGUCUUCAUCCUCAGAGAGAUCCAAUUGCAGUGCCUUUUCAUGCCAAAGGUGUCCCAAGUGAUCAAUCAGAAUGGGGCCAUCCCGACGUUGCCAUCCUCUUCACUUGUCUGGCAUUUUACUAUGAUGGUGUCAAUCCUUCUCAGCUGCGGCAAUCGCUGGAGCAUAUCCUCAAAUCUGAUGACCCAUCAACCGAGUAUGACAAUUGGACGAAAAGUACUGAGAACUUCCCCUCGUCCCUGAAAGCUUGGAACUCAAUCAAUGUGGACGAUGAGAUGCAACUUGGUGAGAUAUGGAAAGUUGUUCGAUACAAUGAGGUAGUGGUUGAUUAUUUCUUAAACAACUUUGUGUUCCCCCGACACGCAAAACAGUUUGAGGUAAAGCUCCAGUCGAACGGUUGGGACAUCCCACUCUCGCCACUGAGUACUGCACCAGACGAUCAAAGCUCAUCGGGGAAGCCGUUGAGCACAGGUUUCAGUGGUACCAACGACAAUCGAACAAUGUUGCCAUUGAAUAUUGAACAGCACGACUUACCCAGUCUUCACCACACCAGUGCUGAAGUUCUGACCUACCUUCUUCACCCUCGAAACCGUAGGUGCAUUCUGCCCCAGGAUGUCCAAAUAUCGUCAUACCUGGGGAGAUCGUCUGAGAUGGACCUAUUAAAAUGCCUCAAGAAUAAGUCUAUUCAUGUUUUAAUCGACGCAGGGGCUCAGAUCCUGGAAAUGGACAAUAUCACUUUGGUUGAACAUUGGCUGAGAGUCGACACCCAGGCUGUGGCUGGACUGUACUUCGACCAAGAGAACAAGCCAUGGAUCUUGACCAGAGAAGGACGGAGAACGCCUCUGCUUGCUUCACCAUUUGCUGACGACCUCACCAAGUGCCUGAUUUAUCUAGAUGAGGCACACACUCGUGGAACUGAUCUUAGGCUGCCUCCUGAUGCCAAGGGCGCUCUGACUCUUCGACUGGGUCAGACCAAGGACCAUACUGUUCAAGCUGCUAUGCGUCUUAGACAGCUAGGGACCACUCAGGUUAUUUCUUUCUUCAUCCCCCCCGAGGUUCAUCAAAGUAUUGCCGAUCUGCAGAACAAAACAAUGCAUGAGUUUAUUGACUCAAGUGAUGUUAUCCAAUGGCUCUUGGACAACACUUGUGACCAGAUAGAACAGUUACAGCCACUCUACUACUCCCAGGGUAUAGAUUUCUGUCGCAGAAUGCAGGCUGCAUUAGACUAUCCCAAGUUCUUGACCGAUAGAUCUCAGCGAAAGUCAUAUGUGCAGGCCAUCAAGCAAGAUGAACAGCAGAGCUUGCAAAACCUUUACGAGCCGAAAACGAGAAGUCGCGCUGCUGGGAUGCAAACCUUCAGCAACGAGAUUCUUAAAGGCUUUAUUCAAGAUCUCAAUGCUAGGAAGAAGACUUUCCAGGAUACAGGAAAGGCGGUACAUGCUUCUGCUCUGCAAGAGGUUGAACAGGAGAGAGAGGUGGCCUUUGAAGUUGAGUCUGUACGACAGGUCAAGAAGCCUCAGCACUACGCAGCCUACUCUUUCCCAGGUCUCAAUCCCAGCCUCGAAGCUUUUAUCAGAACUGGCAGGCUGCCUGCAGAUACUAAUUACUUUAUCCAUAUAUUCCAUGCUCUUGCUCGAACUGGAACAGGGCGCAAAUUCAAGGUGAAUACUAAAGCCACGAAUUCCAAACUUCUUGAGACAGUUGAAUUUGGCCGAACCAUCAAGCCUAAGGGCGACCUCUCCACUGAUAACUUCCUGCGCCCAGUCAACUGGAUCCUUUGGAGUCCGGUCGCCGAGAUUGCGAUCGUGAUCAUGCCUGAAGAGGCCGAGGCUCUGAUCCCUAUUAUGCGAGACCCCAGCUCGAAUGUUCCCACACAUCUUCUUAUUUACUCGGCACCUAUCACUCGCAAGAUGCUCCUAUUCAACGACCUGACAUUCCACAGCAUUCCUCCGCUCCCUCCAGACUGGAAGGCACCAUGCUGGCUGCAAAUUGAACUGGGAAUUUACGCUGGACGAUUGUAUUUUGAGUGGGAUGAGUACGAGAAUAUGUGUGCCUUGAUGGGGAUUCAAGAUGGAGCUGUCGAAGAUGAUGAGAUAAGUAUGGGAGAGAUGAAGGACGACCCGGUGAACGAUGAGUCCAUUAACAUGGAUAAGCUCGAGCCGCAUAAACAGCUGCAAGCCGAGUGCAAGCUUGCCCAGAAUCCAUUGACAUUCCUCCAAGAAUGGCUUGCGGUCCGCCGUCGUGGUCAGGACUUUGCUCAUAGCCCGAUGGGCUUUGUCAGUCAGGGAAAGCGCCUUCAAGGAGACCACAUCUUCUUCAAGCAAGCUGAGCAUGCCGUAGGCUCUAAUGACCUGGCUCCGUUGCCCCUUGCCACUGCAUCAACCGAAAAAGACGACCGAGACGACGGAUACUACGGCGUCGACGAUAUGGGUGCAAAUGAAGCUGGAGACAGUGAUUCUAGCGACGACGACAUCGAGUACGACGAAUUUGAGUACGCCGACAGUGCAUCAUCGAGUAACUAA